AUAAGCAAACAUGAUCUAAGUUCUAACCAUUGUUUUUUGGUCAAGUGAAAAAGAGAAAAGGUUGUCGAAGGAAAGAGUGUUGGGGUUUUAAACACAGCGGUAGUGAAGAAGAAGAGUUAAGGAAUUAGGGUUUUAGACAGAAUGACAAUGGGACUAAGGCUUUACACCGAGAGAACUGGCAAUGGUUUGGGAUUACCAUCUUUCGACGUUGAUCAAGGCGAGGUUCUCAUGCACGUAUUGCCCGCCGUCGGCAUCGUUUUCGAUAAUCGGCCUCCCGAGUUCCCCGGCACUCUCUACGUCUCCUCCAGGCAAGUGGUUUGGUUGAGUGAUGCGAACAUGGCAAAAGGUUAUGCAGUUGAUUUUCUGUCCAUGUCAUUGCAUGCAGUUUCAACAGACCCAGAGGCCUAUCCGUCUCCUUGUUUGUAUGUUCAGAUUGAUACUGGAGAUGAUGAAGAGUUAGAGAAUUCAGAUUCAGAAUGUCAUGGUGAAGAGUCUGAGAAUUUUGACCUAACUGCAGUUAGAGAGAUGAGGCUUGUACCUUCAAAUCCCAACGAAUUAGAAACUCUGUUUGAGAUAUUCUGCCAGUGUGCUGAGCUUAAUCCUGAACCAAAUGGAGAUGAAGAAGAAGAAGAGCACAACUGGUUUUUUGGUGCCGAUCAGUUGGAACAGAUGCCAGGACUUUCAGUAGCAGGAGAUGACGAAGAACAAUUCUCCUCUAUCCCACCAAGCUCAAUCGGCAACUCAAAUGGAGAUCAUGAUCAACUAGCUCGCACAGUGCUUCAGCUUCAAAUCAAUGAUCAGCGUUUUGAGGAUGCAGAAGAGAUGGAACCUGAAAACAACAAUGGUAAGCAUAGUUAGAGCUUGUACCUUAAGAAUCAGACUGUCCUGUUGUACAACUAAACCCCUGCUGUAUAUGCAAUUUUUGCGAUCCACAUCAGACAGAUUAAGCUUUAGGCACUUAGUUUUUCUUUGUAGUUUCUACUGCCCUGCUUUUGACUUGCUAGUGUUUGGAUUUUUAAAUCCUCAUACUAAAGUGAGUUUGGAUUUAUGUUGUGUUUGGUUUUUUCACAUUUUAAGAGUGGUUUGAUAACUUGUUUUGUGUCUUCACUUUCUGAAAUGGUUAUAACUUGUAAGGGUUGUAAGUGAAUUAAGAAAAAGAGGUUCAUGUUCAA
This is a messenger RNA of Cucumis melo (muskmelon), 1172 nucleotides long. Its product is annotated as chloride conductance regulatory protein ICln. The record is from RefSeq and is a predicted model, not a curated record. Gene Ontology annotation, biological process: mRNA cis splicing, via spliceosome; spliceosomal snRNP assembly; chloride transport. Bases 142 to 858 code for a protein of 238 amino acids. Gene Ontology annotation, cellular component: methylosome; pICln-Sm protein complex; spliceosomal complex. NCBI's taxonomy places the organism in Eukaryota, Viridiplantae, Streptophyta, Magnoliopsida, Cucurbitales, Cucurbitaceae. The transcript has 7 exons.